Messenger RNA from Anoplopoma fimbria (sablefish), 1977 nucleotides. It is a transcript of the gene rab32a, whose product is annotated as RAB32a, member RAS oncogene family. The record is from RefSeq and is a predicted model, not a curated record. Gene Ontology annotation, biological process: vesicle-mediated transport. Gene Ontology annotation, cellular component: vesicle; trans-Golgi network; Golgi apparatus. Gene Ontology annotation, molecular function: GTPase activity; GTP binding. NCBI's taxonomy places the organism in Eukaryota, Metazoa, Chordata, Actinopteri, Perciformes, Anoplopomatidae.
GAGGAGGAGGAGGAGGAGGAUAAGGAGAAAAGGGGUGAGACAAUUCAUUUCUGUUGCAUCUGGCCCCACAGCCCUCUGACACAACCCACUCCAACGACACACAGCAGAUCCGCGCACAGGAAGCACACAUGAGCUAGAAAGCAGAAGCUGCCUGAGUUCAGAGAAAAAAAAGUUGUCAGAGAGUCAGUCAGUCAGCAUGGCCGGGGGCUCGGUGUUUGAGUGCAAGGAGUACUUGUUCAAAGUGCUGGUCAUCGGGGAGUUGGGCGUCGGGAAAACGAGCAUCAUCAAACGCUACGUUCACCCUUUCUCCCAGCACUACAGGGCGACGAUCGGAGUCGACUUUGCGCUCAAAGUCAUCAACUGGGACAGCAAAACGCUGGUCAGGUUACAGCUGUGGGACAUCGCAGGUCAGGAACGAUUUGGGAACAUGACGCGAGUGUACUACAAGGAGGCUGUGGGGGCAUUCGUGGUGUUCGAUGUGACAAGGGGCUCCACGUUUGAGGCGGUGUCUAAAUGGAAGCAUGACCUGGACAGCAAGGUGAAGCUGGCUAAUGGCAACCCCAUCCCCUCAGUGCUGCUCGCCAAUAAAUGUGACCAGAAGAAAGAUAGCUCGAACAACACGGCCCUAAUGGACCAUUUCUGCAAAGAGACUGGCUUUCUGGGCUGGUUUGAAACUUCAGCUAAGGACAACAUCAACGUCGACGAGGCAGCGCGUUUCCUGGUAGAGAGUAUCUUGGCAAACGACAAAGGUUUGCCGUAUGAGGAGAGCAAUGGAGACCGGAUCAAACUGGACCAGGAGACUGUGGCUGCUGAGAGCAAGUCAGGCUGCUGUUGACACUGAAUCCAUUCAAAUUAGCCAUCCGCCUCCCUUUUGGCGAGGUCCAACCCGAUCACCCGGCCUGUGGCUCUCAGCCCUCUACUGCGGCGUCUCUGAGGAAUAUGAAUUCUUGGGUCUUCAAAGCUCCAGAAUCUUCUCCUCUCUGCACUGAUGCUUGUUUGACCUGCACCUCCAAGUGUUUCAUCGUAGUUCUCCUGGCCAAUUUUAUCUUGAUGUUGUCACAGCUUAUGUCACCGUCUCUAUCAAGCUGUUUCCUUCUUAGUCCCACACCGCUAAACUACAGCAUCUUUACUAUUGUUUUUUCCUCAGUGCAUAUUUCCUUGAUUGUGUAUUCCACCAUCAACUAUAAACCCCACCUAGCGCGCCACACGUUAACGCUGCUGCUCCUCCUGUUAACCUGACGGCCUUUAAAGCCCUGGACCAAACCUUGUCUGAGGAGGGGUGCAAGCUAAACUGGAAUUGGUGAAACACAAGCUAGAAAACAACAUGUAGCCUCUUAAUUUCUGUCAAUUUGCUCUAUUCUCCUUCAGUGUCCUUGUUAUUCCACAUUUACCUGGGAAACAAGACACUUUAUUGUUCAGUGUUGAAGCAUUUCUUCAAUUCACAUACAUGGACAUUAAUGACAAUCAUUCUUUUACAGCACACUGUUUGUGAUUCCAGCUGUUCUUUAGACUACUGUAUAAAACAUAAGCAAACGGACCAUGAAGUUAAGCAUUAUCAAAGUGUUAUUGUAUCUCCUAUUGCUGUCAUGAAUUGUUGUCUUUAUGCCAUAUUUUCUCUGACGUUAUGUGCCAUAAUACAGUUUAUGUUAGUUAGAGGGGAACACUUUUUGUUAUUCACUCAAACAUUUGCGAAGACACGGCAGACAAUACAGUUUUUUCAGAAAAAACUCUAUUAAUGGUAUUAUAUGAGACACACGUAUGUAAAUGUAUGUGAUUUAAGGUUUGUCUGUUUUUGUUUGUUUUUUAUAUGUUGGUUCAUUUAUUAUGCAAUUGGUUAGAUAAAAAAACAGAAUCAGACAGAGGACAACACCAUAUUGUACAUCAGUGUUCAAAUGAAAUAUGAAGGAUUUUUUUAAACAUUCAGAUUAAGUUUACAUGUGAAAAUACGUUGAAUAUACAAGACCAAAAUGGAAUAAA